AUGCCGAGGUUCGAACAGCAUGGGAUUUCAACUCUUUGGAAUCUCCAGUCUCCGGGAUACGGAGUACAAUUCGAAGGUAAAAAAUAUGAUCUCUUGCCACAUAAAGCACCAUCUUACAAACAUAUGAUAAACGUUGAAAGUGACGUUCACAUAGUAUUUGUAAAUGAACAAAGGAAAUAUAGCUUAUUGGAACGAGAUAUACGUGAACAAAAUUACUGUUGUCUUAUCGAUUGGAAGAUCAACAUCAUUGUGACUGUAAUUAAGGAACUCAUGGUCAGAGUACAUUAUUCACCUUACUGUCUGAUAAGGUGCCAAAAGACGAUGAUAUUUAAUGAAGCACAAUUUUAUCUCCGAGAUUACAUACCACAUGGUGCAUUCUUGCCAUUGGAAACUUAUUUUGAUUGA
Molecule: messenger RNA, 405 nt
Organism: Loa loa (African eye worm)
Lineage: Eukaryota; Metazoa; Nematoda; Chromadorea; Rhabditida; Onchocercidae
Exons: 5
Coding region: 1-405 (134 amino acids)
Source: RefSeq, a predicted model, not a curated record